Messenger RNA from Ruditapes philippinarum (Manila clam), 1134 nucleotides. RefSeq lists its product as uncharacterized. The transcript has 7 exons. Lineage: Eukaryota; Metazoa; Mollusca; Bivalvia; Venerida; Veneridae. The record is from RefSeq and is a predicted model, not a curated record. Bases 69 to 1028 code for a protein of 319 amino acids.
CACCAGCAGUUUAUAUUGUUGAAAUAACUCGAACUUUUCAGUCUUUUGCCUCAGUUUGAACUGUAAAGAUGAAUUUUCUAGCGGCUCUUUGUCUUGUUGGACUUACUGUGAGCGUGCACGGAUUUUCCGUGCAAAAUCAGUUUCAUGAUGUAAUAGAAGGUUUAAAGACGGACGAAGAAGUUGCUGAUGUCGAGCACAAGGGACACUGUGCAUGUAAUAAACAUGGCUGUUGGUGUCAUGCUGUGGAUGCCGGUGUAAAAGUACAAGCGGUGUUCUCAGUGGUGGAAACCCGACAACAAUCGACACAGACACUUAUUGCUGGAACGUUUUUCGUCGGUACCAAGUCCAUUGAGAAACAAUUUCCAGUCGAUCAAUUCGAAGACUUUUGUGAGGACUUUGAUAAAAAGAGGUUCUGCUUCCGUGUCGACAUCAGCGACAAAGGUCAAAAGGGCGGACUGAUGAAGGGAUGCUUGCGAAUGUCACGCCCAAAAAAAGUUGACAUGGGCUGCUUCAACCUUCCAUUGUUGACGUCAUCAGAAUCCAUAGAUUCGGAUGAAGAAUACAAUAUGGACAUUCCACAACAGCUCGCUGAUGCUAUAGAUUCCAGACGUAAGUGUAUGUGUUGUCCUCAUGGAUGUGCUUGUCAGGGAAAUGACGAUGGAUACAACGUUGUCGUGGUAUUGAGUGUAAAUGAAUGUAAUCAUCAUGACAAGCGUCAUACAAUUAUUGAAGGACUGUUCCGGGUAGGCAACGUGUCCUUUGAGAAGGAAUUCCAUGAUAAUGAGCUCAAGAGUUUCUGUAAGUAUGUUGAAAGAAAGUCAUUCUGCUUCUCAAUCAAAAUAUACAAGGGAUGUGGUUGCCAUAUUAGAGGGCAUAUAGCUCUGAGAUCGCCAAAAAUGGUAGAUUUAGGCUAUUUCAACCUUCCUAUGGUGACGUCAUCAACUGAGGAUGACGACGAUGCUUCCGAAAGUGACGACGUUUUUUCAAGCGAUGAUCAUGUUGAUGAUGACAGUCUGUUGUUCGUCUAGGUUAUAAAAUACUGUUGAUAGUAUUUAUUGUAGUCUAGUUUAAAAAGGUACCUAGUCAAUAAGACACCUAUGUUAUGUUUAUAUAUGUAAUAAAUAUAACAUCCAU